AUGCAGGAUAUUCGAGCACCACUUUCGCCAGGGGCAAUGUUUUUCCAGGAACAUUACAUAUUGGCCUGUCUGGGCACUUGGGUGCUGUACAAGGUCAUACAGGCGAUUUACUAUGUCUCGCCAUUCCACCCACUGAGCAAGAUCCCUGGACCUAAGUUGGCUGCUGCAACGUAUCUGCCUGAGUUUUGGUACGAUGUUGUCAAGUAUGGGUGUUAUACAAAGGAGAUUGCGAGGCUGUAUCAGGUUUAUGGACCUAUUGUACGCAUUAACCCGCACGAAGUUCACUGCAAUGAUAUCUCCUUUGCGGAUGAAAUCUACGCCGUCGGGGGGAGGAAGAGAGAUAAACCACAACAUCAAAUCAAUGGCUCAGUCAUCGGCGAUUCCGGCUUUGGUACCAUAGACCACGACAUCCACCGUCUCCGCCGUAUUCCCGUCUCCAAGUUCUUCAGCAGAGCAAUGAUAUCACGCCUUGAGCCCGAAAUCCACGUCCUCGUCCACAAGCUUUGCGACAAACUCCUCCUGCACUCUGGAUCCCGCGAUGCCUUCGACGUAACCAUGGCCUACAGCUGCUUCACCUCUGACACCAUCUCUUCAUACAGUUUCGGCACGAGCUUCGGCUUUCUCGAGCAAGACGGGUGGUACCCGAAUUUCCGCGAACCCACGGCUGCCAUGUUGAAGCCGGUGUUUGUAUUUCGGUUCUUUCCGGUUACCAAGUUGAGUGCGGCAUUGGCGAAGCCGCUACUGGGAUAUCUGCCGCAUGAUGUUGCGCUCAUGGUUAAGACACUGCAGAUUGACAUGCCAGCACAGGUUCUCAAGGCGAAGAAGGACCUGGAUGAUGGGAUUACGUAUGACAGGCCUACCAUCUUCGCUUCGCUGUUAGCCUCCGAUCUGGAGCUCUUGGAUAAAGAACCUCAGCGUCUGGCUGAUGAGGCAGCUGCUGUGGUGGGUGCAGGUACCGAGACGACGAGUUGGGCGUUGGCGGUCAUGACGUUUCACAUUCUGACCCAACCUGCUAUUCUGGAGAAAUUGACAAAGGAACUGAACUCUGUUGUUGACGAUCCAAAAAAUCUCCCUGGAUGGCUUGUUCUGGAAACGCUGCCAUAUCUGGGUGCUGUGAUACAGGAGGGCCUCAGAUUGUCGUAUGGCGUAUCGAGUCGCACGGCGAGAGUGGCAACGGGCGAGGAUCUGAUCUACCGCGGCGAGUGGCAGAAACGCGGUGUGGAGUACGUAAUUCCAAAGGGCUAUGCCGUGGGCAUGUCAGCCUACGUCACCCAUCAUAACGAACGCACUUUUCCAGACUCGUAUAAGUUUGCGCCGGAGCGGUGGCUGGACGAGAACGAUCUGCGGAGGAAAGACGUGGAUAAGAGCAUGCUGGCGUUCUCGAAAGGAAGUCGGUCUUGCUUGGGCAUGAAGUAA
Molecule: messenger RNA, 1416 nt
Organism: Pyrenophora tritici-repentis Pt-1C-BFP
Lineage: Eukaryota; Fungi; Ascomycota; Dothideomycetes; Pleosporales; Pleosporaceae
Product: CypX, Cytochrome P450
Molecular function (GO): monooxygenase activity; iron ion binding; heme binding
Source: RefSeq, a predicted model, not a curated record